UGCCGCUAAAACCAAACCUGCUCCAGUUCUGCACUGUCGUAUCGUUGUCUGUGUUAUAAAAACUACCUAAAAAGGUCAGUUUGCGGUUUAGUCAUCACUUCACUUUUUCAUUUCGUUGGUUUUAGGGGUUGUCCUGAUCAGAAAAACUGUCCACUUUGUUGUAUUAGUGACCAACUCUGUUUUCGUCCAGGUUCAGAAUCAACGUGGUGCCAAUCAGCACCUGAAAAUGGGAAUCUCUGGGCUGCUUCAGUUCAUCAAAGAUGCAGCAGAGCCCAUCAAUGUGAAAAAAUACAAAGGCCAGACUGUUGCUGUGGACACCUACUGUUGGCUACAUAAAGGAGCCUUUUCAUGUGCUGAGAAGCUUGCUAAAGGAGAACCAACUGAUCAGUAUGUGUGGUACUGCAUGAAGUUAGUGGACAUGCUGUUUACCUUCAGUGUCAAGCCAAUUCUGGUGUUUGAUGGCCGCAAUCUGCCUUCAAAACAAGAAGUGGAAAACACUCGCAGGAUGCGCAGAGAAGCUAACCUUCAAAAAGGUAGACAGCUGCUACGUGAAGGCAAACUGUCUGAGGCCAGAGACUGUUUUAACCGCUGUGUUAACAUCACUCCAGCUAUGGCUCAUAACCUUAUUAAGGCGGCCAGGGCGAGAGGGGUGGACUGUGUAGUUGCCCCAUAUGAAGCUGAUGCUCAGUUAGCUUACCUCACCAAGUGUGGUUUGGCUCAGGCUGUCAUCACUGAGGACUCUGACCUGCUGGCAUUUGGCUGUAAAAAGGUAAUCCUCAAAAUGGACAAGCAAGGCAAUGGUCUGGAGAUAGACCAGAGUAACCUGGGCCGCUGUCACAGCCUGGGCAACAUUUUCACAGAAGAGAAGUUCCGCUACAUGUGCAUCCUCUCUGGUUGUGACUAUCUGGCCUCCCUGCAUGGCAUCGGUCUAGGGAAGGCUUGCAAACUGUUGCGUCUCGCAAAAGAGCCUGAUAUACUCAAGGUGAUCAGAAAGAUGGGCCAGUACCUGAAGAUGAGCAUUGUCGUCCCUGAACAGUACAUCGAGGGAUUCAUCAGAGCCAAUAACACCUUCCUUUACCAGCUGGCGUUUGAUCCUGUCAGGAGGAAGGUUGUACCUCUGAACCCUUACCCGGAGCACAUUGACCCUGCCACCCUCAGUUACGCUGGACUUAAUCUAGGGGAUGACAAAGGUUUGCAGAUGGCCCUGGGAAACCUUGACAUCAACACUAUGGAGAGGAUAGAUGACUUCAACCCUGACCAACCCAUUCAACAGCAACGUAAACCCCGCAGUCACAGCUGGAAUGACUCACGGGUCUCCACAGGGUCCAGUAUUUGGAGCAAAGGCUUCACCCCAACGUCUGCUGGCCCUUCCCAGCCUGCUGCUCUCACAGACAGACCUCCCUCCACCAGGGGGAAGGAGAGAGUUGUCAGCUUGGAUGGACUGAGGCUGUCCUGUAGAGAGCUGCAGGUGAAGAGGCCCAGAGAGGACUCUAGUCUAUCAGACCAGGAUGUGCUGCACCAAUAUUCCUGUUCAAGUCAGAAGCGAUCCAAGUCUAACCAGCAAGCAGAUGAGAAGACAUUGACUGUCCAGCCCUGGCCACGCAAUCGCUUCGCCACGGUGUUGCAGAAGAGGAAUGAGAAAACUCAGGGGGACAGUCAGCCUACCCGAAGCAGGUUCUUCAGCAGCUCCAACUCAGCAGUCAAUCUGAGCACAAGGGAGCCACUCCAGGAGAAAUUACCUCAGGCUAUGGAGCCCACAGCUAUGGAUACCACUCUGGAUGAGACCCAAAGCAGCGAUGGCCCCGACGUCCCAUCUGUGGAAACACCUAGCCCACCUCUGUCGCUUAGCACUACAUCCCCCACUUCAGCCAGCCAGGGCCUCAAGCUGUUCAGCUGGUCAGGCAGCUCCUCUGUAACCAAGCAAUCAGGAACACCAAAGUCAUCCUCAGGCCUGGCUGCACUGCAUCAGUUUCAGUAUAAAAAGGAAGGAUUUUCCUCUUCUCCAAAGUCUUACAGACCCUCUACAGACUCGUCUCCCGAUCAGCGGUCCUCCCCCGACAGAAAAUCAACGGACAAGGACGACCUUUCAGACUCCCCACCCUCUCAGGACAGUGCUUACUUCUCACAAUCCCAGCCUUACCACACUUCCUUCCACCAAGAGGAACCCCCCACCUACAGCCUCUCUUCCUCCUGCCAGGAAGAUGUUUUAGCUGAAAUUAAUUCAAGCAAAGAUUCAGAGCCACAGCAGAGUCCCACUCACGCAACAGAAGCAGACAGGAAACCUGGCAUGCUGAGAUCAAAGGUUUCUGGUCUGUCAAAACUGAAGACCAGCAGCCAAGCUCAAGCAGCAAAGGUACAAACGUUGGGCCCAGCCAGGGCCAGCGGACUGAGGAAGAAGUCUGGUGGUUCUGUGAAGAAACUCUCUGCCCCCAAUAACGAGAACAACCCUGGUGUCCAGGCCACAAUCAGUAGCCUUUGGAAGAACUUCAGCUUUAAAAAAAACACCCAGAAGAUGACUCCCAGUACGAAAGGAGAGGCAAUGUCUCCAGUCAAAGACAACCUCCUGGCCAGCUGACCUUGUCCGACGUGAACUUAACCAGCAAAAAUGCUCUGAAUUGACAGACUGAAUGCUCUGCUAUUGGAGCACAACUUUUAAACAUACCGUGUAUGUUAAUGAUCUCACCACUGACUGUCAUCGACCUGUUAUUUGUUACUGUAGUUUUAAAUAAAGCAACUAUCUUCUGAAGUGAAGUGAA
Messenger RNA from Amphiprion ocellaris (clown anemonefish), 2756 nucleotides. RefSeq names its product exonuclease 1 (gene exo1). Gene Ontology annotation, molecular function: metal ion binding; DNA binding; 5'-3' DNA exonuclease activity. The transcript is spliced from 14 exons. Lineage: Eukaryota; Metazoa; Chordata; Actinopteri; Pomacentridae. Gene Ontology annotation, biological process: DNA recombination; mismatch repair. The coding region runs from base 227 to 2575 and encodes 782 amino acids. Gene Ontology annotation, cellular component: nucleus. The record is from RefSeq and is a predicted model, not a curated record.